UUGCGUUCGCGGCGAGAGGACGCUGCGAUUGCGUGGAAACUACAACUUAUUAUUGUUUGUUGAAUAACUAAUUUAUUGAUGUCAGCACCAUGUGAUGAGCUUUCGUAUCGUCACCAGUGAAACGUAUAUUUCAUUAUCUUAUAAACAGAUUGAUAUCUUUGGUAUCCAUAAGCUGUUGAUGACUUGAAAGUUGCAGCCAUGGUGCUGGAUUUUGAUGUGAAAACAUUUUGUCAGAAUCUGCGUGCCACAAAACCACCCUAUGAGUGUCCUAUUCGUAAUUGUGGGAAAGUUUACAAAAGCUUCUCAGGCAUUCAGUUUCACAUGUACAAUUUUGAUCAUGACAGUCCAGAUUCACCAGUUCAAACUGCACGCUCAGGAAGCAAGCCGAACAAAAAGAAAGGUGGAAAAUGGCACCACAGGCAAGCAAGACGGUCCCCAACACCACCAGAAUUUUUUCGAUCUCCUGGACGGGAAUCUCUUUCUUAUGCAGACUCCCAGCGUCUUGUUGAGAUCAGUUUGGAGGGUCGACUGCAUCGGAUUGAUAUUUAUGAACCAUUGGAGAUAAUUUCUCAGGAUGAAAUUGACAACCAGGACAACACUGAAAAAGAAGAAAAGGCUGAAAAGAGUCCUCAGAAAUCAACUAGAGGAGCUGAAAAUGGAAAAGCAAAUGGCAAAGCGAAUGGCAAGGUGCGAAAAGAAAAUAUAGCUACAACUAAUCAGCCUAUUAAGUUGCCAGAGGCUCAGGUGAAAGUUCUUGAUGACUACAUCAAGCCAAAUGGUAUCCCACCAAGACCAUCGUCCUAUUACCGUUACAUAGAGAAGUCUUUAGAUGAACUAGAUGAGGAAGUGGAAUAUGACAUGGAUGAAGAGGAUCAUGCAUGGCUUGAAAUUGUUAAUGAUAAAAGGUGCACUGAGGGUGUGACUUCUAUAUCCCAAGAAGUGUUUGAAACGUUAAUGGAUCGUUUUGAGAAAGAAGCCUUUUUCCAAAGUCAGACAUCUGGCAAAGAUCAAGGACCCUCUAUUGAUGAGGAUGCAGUCUGCUCUAUUUGCAUGGAUGGAGAGUGUCAAAACAGCAAUGUGAUUUUGUUCUGUGACAUGUGCAAUCUUGCUGUGCAUCAGGAGUGUUAUGGUGUUCCUUAUAUACCUGAAGGACAGUGGCUUUGUCGCAGAUGUCUUCAGUCUCCUUCAAGAGCUGUGGACUGCUGUCUCUGUCCUAACAAAGGAGGUGCAUUCAAGCAGACAGAUGAUGGUCGUUGGUCCCAUGUUGUGUGUGCUUUAUGGGUACCUGAAGUGGGUUUUGCAAACACAGUGUUUCUGGAACCUAUUGACAGCUUGGAACGCAUUCCACCAGCACGCAAAAAACUUACUUGUUACAUUUGUAAACAAAGAGGCUCAGGAGCAUGCAUACAGUGUCACAAAACAAACUGCUACACUGCCUUCCAUGUGACUUGUGCUCAGCAAGCAGGAUUGUUUAUGAAAAUAGAAGCUAUCAAAGAACCAGGUCCAAGUGGUGUGGCAGCUGGUGUGAGGAAAACUGCAUUCUGUGAUGUACACACACCUGCUAACAGUGACUGGACUCCUAUGCUUGCUGAUGAUGAUAGUCCCACAAAUAGCAUUUCAGCUAAGGAGGCCAAAGCAAAAUCCAGGAUAAAAAUGCGGAAAGCUAGGAAAAUACUUGCAGAAAAAAGGAAUGCUGUACCAGUAGUUUCAAUCCCCAUUAUACCACAACAAAGAUUAACUAAAAUUGCUGCAAUGGUGUCCAUACCUAAGCGUGAUCAAUUUUUGAAGCGUCUUUUGAGUUACUGGACAUUAAAGAGACAGUCUCGUUUUGGUGUUCCACUAUUACGCCGCCUGCAGUCCAAUCAUAUGACUCGUAACAGAGACCAUAUGAAAAAUGACAAGCAGAGUAAUGCCCUUCGAGAGCAGUUGAAAUACUGGCAACGGCUUCGACAGGAUCUAGAAAAAGCAAGGCUACUGGUAGAACUAAUAAGAAAAAGAGAGAAGCUUAAGCGAGAACAGUUGCGUUUGCAUCAGAUGGCACUAGAAUUACAACUGCAACCAUUUACUCUUCUGCUUCGUCAGACUUUAGAUCAAUUACAGGAAAAAGACACAGAGAGCAUUUUUGCAGAACCUGUUUCUCUUGAAGAGGUCCCUGAUUAUCUGGAUUACAUCAAAACUCCUAUGGACUUCUCCAGCAUGAGAGCAAAGGUGGAUGGUCAUGAAUAUCGUUCGUUAGAUGACUUUCAUGAUGACUUUGAACUCAUUGUCAACAACUGCAUCACUUACAACUCUAAAGACACCAUGUUUUACAAGGCUGCACUUAAACUGAAGGAACAGGGUGGUACAAUCAUCAGAGCAGCCAAAAAACUUGCAGAGAGAGUGGGUUUUGAUAUGGAAACUGGUUUGCACCUGCCUCAUCCUCCCCAAAAAGAUGAAGCAGAAAAUUUAGAGGACUUUGCUAGUUUCAUGCACGAUGUACGACAAAGUUUGCCUUUAGAGGAGCAGUUGCAGACUCUUCUUGACAAAAUGGAAAUGGCCAAUACACAGCUGACAGGGGGUCAAAGAGCCAAAUUUGCAAAGAACAUUCGGAAACAGAUAAUGCAGGUGCGGCGCAAACUGUCUAUGCAGAAGCGCAAAAUGGAAGCAGCAGAUUCAAAAUCUCCUGAUGCAGCUUCAACGGGUACAGAUUCAGAAGGCCAGGAUGAGUCUCCUCAGUCAGAGACAAACCAUGUUUCUACUGAAGCUUCUGCCACAACCUCUAAAGAAAAGAUGCCAUCACCAUUAAUGAAGACUCCUGUACGAGCAGGAGGACGAGGUGUUGGGCGGGGCAGAGGAAGAGGAAGAAUGGCAAGUCGAAGUGAAUCAGAGUCAGAACCUCCAAAAGUGAUAGCUCAUGAGAGGGGCAUUUCAGCAGACACCACCAAGCUAGGUGCUGCUGGACAACCUGAGGAAGUGAAAAAUGCAGGUGUCUCGCAUACGCCCUCUCCAGCAGGAGUCAAUCGUCGCACGGCAGUUCUCCUCAACAGCAAGAAAGCAGCACGCUCAGCUCCUGCCUCAUCCUCCCUGUCAACAGCGCAUGCUGAGGCGCCAUCUAGUCCUCAGCCUACCCCCAGGAAACCUGGCCGUCCCCCCAAAAACAAAGGCCAACACUCUCAACAUCCCCACGUUGAAAUUGUCGAGCCGAGAUCUCCUGAGUCUAUUCAGUCAUCAGGGCCUGCUAGCCCCCUGGGGCCUUUUUUAUCUGGCCGCAAGCGAUCAGCUAGUCUGGGCCAUUCAUCAGAGACAGAAACCAGGCCUUCUCCCCCAAAGAGAGCCCUUUCGCUGAACGACUCAGCACUGGGUGCAAUAGGCGACGGUCCAGAUGGCCCAGACUUGGCCAACAGAGACAGUUUCAAAACAUAUCGCAUCCGCAACAUCCGCUCUUCCUCAGAGUCGGACAGCACCUCGGAGUUGAGCUCAGGUGACGAGUCUGAGAGUUCCACAGGCAGCUCCAGCAAUCAGAGCCCAUCAGACGCUAACUCUGAGGCUACUGAUGUCACCACAAACGGGCAGCUUGAGCUCGAAGCUCAGGAGGAUGGCUUAGAUAUCGGCCCCUGCUCGUCCCCAGGUGUCGCCUCCCCUGCUUCGGCUUACGCCCCCUCACCUGACGAAAAUUCCCCAGCUCGUCAAAGGCGAAGCCCCAGUGUUGAUUAUGACGACUUGAUUACCUUAGAGCCCCUGGACCUGGUGUGGGCCAAGUGUCGGGGUUACCCUUGGUACCCAGCCCUGAUCAUCAACCCAAAAAUGCCAAAGACAGGGUACUUCCACAACGGCGUGCCAAUUCCAGUGCCACCCGAUCACGUGCUGGAGCUGCAGCGCAAGUAUGACGAGACCGUCUACCUCGUCCUGUUCUUCGACACCAAAAGGACCUGGCAGUGGCUCCCCAGGCAGAAACUGGAGCCGCUGGGCGUCAACUCGGAUCUGGACAAGAGCAAGUUGAUGGAGAACAAAAAGCCCAACGUGCGCAAGGCCGUGCAGAAGGCCUACGAGAAGGCCAUCAUCCACCGCUGCAAGGUCAACGGCGAGCCCAACCCGCUCUCUGGGGAUUCCAGCUCGGAAGGCUAGGAUUCAGCAGCACGCAUUGUGUCAAAAACAAAACAAAAGAAAUGGCAGGGGAGCGGGGUACAGUUGAGAAUGCGUGUGGUAGUGUGAUAGUUUGAAGGAAGGAGUGUGUGUGUGUGUGAGAGAGGUAGAGAGCAAAAGAGCUAUCUGCAGUAUUCAGACUCUAGAGGGCAUCACAGUGCGCAGUGACUGCAUUUUCACUAACGCGGAUUUCGCUGGCGACCGUUUCCCAGAGUUGGUGAGAUGGCGAAUGAAGCUGGAGCAAUGUGUACGAUCAUUUGGCCCAGUUGGCAGACGUGACAUUGUGGCCAACAACGACAGCGUAAUUGAAUGCUUUAUUUUUCCAGACAGAAGUAUCGGAUCUGCUCAGAGUAGCAGCAUGCGAAGCUUCCGCACAUAGAUUUGAAAUCAUCAUUCAUCUGGUUCCAUCAUUUUGUUAAUAUUCGUAUUCUCAGUAAUGAGAUUGCAUAGCCUGUUGCAAGGCGCACAUUUGUUGAUAAACAUGUUUGUUCAUUGCAUUAUAUAUGAUACAUAUUGUACAUAAUACAAAGGACAUCUCACCUGCUUAUCCACUUCCAUCCAUUCAAGCAGACAUAAAACAUUACAGAUGUCUGUCCCGUUUUUUAUCGGUGAAGAAUGAAAUUUUACAAUUUUUUUUAAAUAUGCCGACCCGUCGGAAGACCUCAAGCACAGCACUGCAACAGGGUGAAAGAAUGUGGCUAACCACCCAAGUGUACGAUGAUCGUCUCCUUUCAAAGAUAUUCUUGAUAUUGUGUAUUUAGGGUAACAGAUCUGCUGUCUGAUUGGAAAGUGUCAAGCCUGUUUUUCCCCAUGGGUUGCUUUAUUAAUGCUGUAACACUGCAUUGUGCUGUGGUGAAAGGAAAAAGUAGACAUUUUAGUGCGUGUGUUGUUGGUAUUAACCUUUUCGACUUAAGGGCACCAGUACCAACCUGUUUACAAAAUGUUUCUCAGGGGGCACUAUUUAUAUUUUAAACAUUUCUAAAUUGUAGCCAUCAUUGUAUCGUUUGUAACCGUGAAGUGUCUUCACGCCUUGUAGGAGUACAACAGCUUGAGUAGCUAGCUAGCUUGUAUAUUAACGGACCCCUAGCGUCUGUGUAUCUGCCUUGCAAUUUUCUCUUGCGUUUAUAAAGUUGACGUAUGAAAUGGCUUCAACGUGUUUAUCAGAAGUCCGCUGCCGGCAUCAGAUGUCAGUUCUCAAACGCCACAGAAACCGGAGAAUUUCGCACGUGACCAGAGAUUUUGAGCAGUGGGACAGUUCGGUUCUAGAAAUCCGCAAAGAAGAUAAGUGGUGUCGGGAGUUUAUCGCUACAGUGGCAGCUCAGCGUGCAUAACUUUUGAGUCCACUCGGUGGGAAACAAGCAUUCUGCAUCUGAUUAAGAGAUUGCAGCGCCUAGUGAUGUCGAUGCCACGGAUUCUGUUUUCAAGAGAACAGUUCACUAUAUGUGUGUGUGAGUAUGAUCAAUAAGUCAUUGGCGUGUGACGGUUGCACGGUGUUGACCUGGAGAUGACAAGCUCCAUCCUGCCUAUGGCCGUGCAGUCCUCGACUGCAAUUCUAGACGAACAAUAUACGCUUGCAAAAGUUUUUUUUUUUAAAAUCAGUAGCAACAAAAAACCCGUUGGCGUUGCAUUUGAGAACAAACUGCCUGGAACACGCAGAGUGUCGUAUACGUGGACACGGUUUGAGUGUGUGACACCCUAACCCCUGGUAAAAGAAACUGGCAUGGUGGAGACUUGGCUGUGUGCGUGACAGAGAGCCGGCACAGAGACUGAACGCUAGACACGAGAUGAACAGGAAGGUGCGCCUUUGUAAGCCGCCAAGUACGGUCGGCCGCGGGAUGUUGCGCUGGAACAGCAGCAGUGGCAAGUGUGCGUGAGACGAUGGGGGAGGGAACUAACUUUUAGAGUAGGUCAGUUCGAGGAAAUAUUACUGUACUAGUAUAAAGUAAAAUAUUACUAUAUGAAAUUCAAGUCGCGUUGCCUUCUCAAACUAUAGAGUAAUAUGAGUUUGGUGUUAUUCAUAUAUGUGCGGGUUGGUAGGAGGAAAUUGAUAUUGAGAUUAGAUGCAAGGUUGCAAACGAUGUUACUUGUUGGUCCAGAUAUAUCAACGUGUCUAGAACAAAGCCGAGGGCAACAUCGGAGAGGCGUUAUACCGCGUGAUCGACGUUGAUGGUAUGUAAAUAUGUAAAGUUAAAUUUUCAGAUGGUUUGAUGUGGUCGCUUAUAGUUCAUGCGUUUCGUGUCUGCCUAACAGCUGUAAGAAGAAAGAAGCAGAGAAACGCUUUCGUUACGUUCAGUUGUUGUCGCUUGUUUUGUUUCGCGCGUAUCUGUUACAGACAUGGCCGAAACAUAUUACAGUGUUCAAUUAAAGCUAUCGUUAAUUCGAAGGAAGCACUACAAACUACAGCGAGCAGGGUUAUAAAAUAU
Messenger RNA from Pomacea canaliculata, 6545 nucleotides. RefSeq names its product peregrin-like. Gene Ontology annotation, molecular function: protein binding. Gene Ontology annotation, cellular component: MOZ/MORF histone acetyltransferase complex. The record is from RefSeq and is a predicted model, not a curated record. The transcript has 16 exons. Bases 199 to 4104 code for a protein of 1301 amino acids. Gene Ontology annotation, biological process: regulation of transcription by RNA polymerase II. Lineage: Eukaryota; Metazoa; Mollusca; Gastropoda; Architaenioglossa; Ampullariidae.